AUGGCUUUUCUGCCUCGGCGUUGCUGCAUCAGCGGAAGCCGUCGAUUGGUCGGCUUGUCCGAUCUGAACAACGAGCUAAACCUGCUAAUACCCACGGAAAACAUGAAUACCGACACACCGGAUUCCGGCGAUCUCACCGACACCGCUACGGCCAUGUCCGCCCUCGUGGAUAUCCUUGAAGGCCAGCCCACUACGCCGCCCUCGCUCUACAUCGACCUCGAGGGAGCAUACCUCGUCGACAUCCACAUCCUCGGUGAAAAGGCGUUCUGCGCCCCCAGUUCGGCCACAGGUCGUACCUUCAAGGACUUCCUGGAGUCAGAGACCGUCCCCAAGGUCUUCUUCGAUGUCCGACGCGACUCAGAUGCGCUGUUCAGCCACUUCCAGAUCCGUCUCGCCGGCGUCCAAAACCUGCAACUGAUGGAGCUCGCCACGCGCACGUUCCCGCGGAGGUUCGUCCGCGGGCUGGCCCGGUGCAUCGAGCGCUAUGUCUCUCUGAGCGAAACGGAGAAGAGUUCCUGGCUGGCCACCAAGGAGCGAGGCACCAGGCUUUUUGCGCCUGAGCGUGGGGUAAGUUACCAGGUUUUUAAUGAGCGGCCUCUCCAUGCGGAAAUCAGGCGUUAUUGUGUCCAAGAUGUCCAUCUCCUCCCUAGGUUGUGGGCGUACUAUGACGGUAAGCUCACAAAGGUUUGGGAAGGGAGAGUGCGUGAGGCUUCGCGGGACAGAGUGGCGCUGUCUCAGACCCCCGGCUUCAACGGCGAAGGACAGCAUAUGGCACUGACACCGGCUGGUUAGUCUUCGCUGUAAUCUGGUUGGCUCUAAAACCUGUGGGCAUUCCGGCAAUCUUCUGUAGCACUGUCGCUGUCAGGCACUGCCAGGGGUCUGGGGGCUUGACCCCGGUGUUGUCCUGCAAGCAGGGAGCCGUCUCUAGGGAAACUGCUUUUCUGUUGCCAGACUCCCAGAUAUGGGAUAUUAUAUCCCGAUUAGUAGCAAGCUACAGGGGGACCGUGCCG
Parathielavia appendiculata is the source of this 1010-nucleotide messenger RNA. RefSeq lists its product as uncharacterized. Gene Ontology annotation, biological process: nucleobase-containing compound metabolic process. NCBI's taxonomy places the organism in Eukaryota, Fungi, Ascomycota, Sordariomycetes, Sordariales, Chaetomiaceae. The coding region runs from base 1 to 792 and encodes 263 amino acids. Gene Ontology annotation, molecular function: 3'-5' exonuclease activity; nucleic acid binding. The record is from RefSeq and is a predicted model, not a curated record. The transcript is spliced from 3 exons.